Messenger RNA from Cyphomyrmex costatus, 1887 nucleotides. RefSeq lists its product as uncharacterized. The record is from RefSeq and is a predicted model, not a curated record. Gene Ontology annotation, biological process: DNA integration. Gene Ontology annotation, molecular function: nucleic acid binding. Lineage: Eukaryota; Metazoa; Arthropoda; Insecta; Hymenoptera; Formicidae. The transcript has a single exon. Bases 1 to 1887 code for a protein of 628 amino acids.
AUGCCGCCUUUCAGGACAUAUAUGGGACAUUCCACGUCAACUCAGACAGACCUGCAGACAAAAUUUGGCUUGAUGGAUUUUAUAGGCAUUCAUAUUAAUCAGACGGUUUUUUGGUGCGAUUCCACAAUCGUACUACAUUGGCUGAAUACGCCUCCGCACUUGUUGAAAACGUUCGUAGCGAAUCGAGUAGUAAGCGUACGAAAAUUCACUGGAACCCAUCAAUGGCGGCAUGUCGGAUCGGCGAGCAACCCUGCUGACGCGAUUUCUAGAGGACAAACUCCUCGAGAUUUUAUUAGAAACCGAACGUGGUUUGCGGGACCUUCGUGGUUGAGUGAGGACGAGCACCAAUGGCCCAAUAAAAUUAUACGAGUUAUCGAAAUACCUGAAUUAAAAAGAAACACUUGUCUAAUAGCUAUACAGACCGAUCUUAACAUUUUUCUUAAAUUCUCAUCUUAUCAAAGGCUACUUAGAAUCGUUGCGUAUUGCCUGCGGUUUCUCCCAGCCAAUAAACAUCGCGGAUUACCAUGUGCAGAAGAAAUCGGCAACGCAGAAAUGCUAGUGUUGAAAUUACUUCAGGCUAUUCGAUUCUCGGACGAGAUCAAGCAAUUAAAUAUGGGAGUGCUGAAGAAAAGCAAGUUUAUUAGCUUGAAUCCGUUUUUGGAUGAACAUGGUUUAAUACGCGUUGGAGGACGGCUCCGAAAGUCGGCGCUUUCAUUUGAUCAAAAACAUCCAAUCCUCCUUCCAAACAGACAUCGGUUAACCGAUCUCAUUAUUCGAGGAAUUCAUGAAAAUCAUUAUCAUGCCGGCAUACAAACAACUUUAUACACUCUUCGUCAAAAAUUUUGGCUACCUGAUGGUCGAAAUCAAGUACGCAAGAUUAUCCGCUCAUGCGUGAAUUGCCAUCGUUUCGACGCCGGUGCGGUUAAUCAUAAAAUGGGAGAUCUACCCGCGGUCCGCAUACGACCGGCCGCUCCGUUCACUAACGUAGGAAUUGAUUUUUGCGGUCCUUUCUUUAUCAAAGAAAGGAAAUUCCGCAACCGCACGAGUAUCAAGGUGUACGUAUGCGUGUUUAUAUGUAUGUCAAUUAAAGCCGUACAUCUUGAAGUGGUGAGCGAUUUAACCUCGGAAGGUUUUCUCGCAGCCUUACGUCGAUUUGUUGCUAGGCGAGGGUUGCCGGAGCACAUAUAUUCUGACAAUGGGACCAAUUUCAAAGGGGCGAACAAUCAACUUAAAGAACUAUACGCUCUCAUCAAUUCAGAAGAGCAUAGAGGUUUGAUUAAUAAAUUCGCAAGCGAACGCCGUAUCAUUUGGCAUUUCAUUCCACCAUCAGCUCCCCAUUUUGGUGGGCUCUGGGAAUCUACCGUAAAGGUUUUCAAACAUCAUUUUAAACGCGUUGUCGGAAAUUCCUUAUUUACUUUUGAAGAAUUAAACACAUUCACCAUUGAAGUCGAGGGUAUUGUUAAUUCUAGGCCUAUCACUUCUAUAUCAUCAGACCCGAACGAUUUAUUAGUACUCUCACCAGCUCAUUAUUUGAUUGGCAAAUCGAUAACAACUCUGCCGGAUCAUGAUCUAUCGACUGUUCCAGUCAAUAGGCUCUCCACCUGGCAACAUAUUUGUAAGGUGCGACAAGAUUUCUGGGCGCGCUGGAGCCUCGAAUAUUUAAACGAGCUCCAGAGCAAUAAAUGGACUAAGGACAAGCCUGAUUUCAGUCAGGGAGAUGUAGUUCUCAUCAAAGACAAAGCUCUUCCGUGCACCCGAUGGGCAUUAGGUCGAGUUACGAUGCUACAUCCAGGCGACGAUGGAAUUGUACGCGUGGCUACCGUUAAAACUGCGGCUGGAGAAAUUAAAAGAUCAGUUAGAUUUUUAUGUCCGCUUCCAAACGAAUAG